Molecule: messenger RNA, 1350 nt
Organism: Hyaloscypha bicolor E
Lineage: Eukaryota; Fungi; Ascomycota; Leotiomycetes; Helotiales; Hyaloscyphaceae
Product: ornithine decarboxylase
Exons: 2
Coding region: 1-1350 (449 amino acids)
Cellular component (GO): cytoplasm
Molecular function (GO): ornithine decarboxylase activity
Source: RefSeq, a predicted model, not a curated record
AUGUCACCUUCCGCUAUCGCAACCAUUGAAACAACACCGAGUCUUACAAGUAUUCAUUCGUACUAUGAGAAUUCGAAGAGUUCUUAUAUUAAACACUUUAAUGAACAUUACAACCAUGGCGUGAACACACCAAAGAGGUUGAUUGGAGAAGCUCUGAAGGAAAGGGUCGAAAGCAUCGAUCAUGACGUCUGCGAGCCAGGAGACGAAGAUACAUUCUUCGUAGCUGAUCUCGGCGAGGUCUAUCGGCAGCACAUGAGAUGGAAGUUGAAUUUGCCAAGAGUCAAGCCUUUCUAUGCUGUCAAGUGCAACCCUGACCCCCAAGUCAUCCGUCUUCUGGCAGAGCUUGGAACAGGGUUUGACUGUGCCUCUAAAGGCGAAAUUGAACAAGUUCUGAAGAUGGAUGUUGACCCGAGUCGUAUUAUCUACGCUCAACCAUGCAAGACCAACUCUUAUGUCCGCUACGCUGCGAGCCAGGGUGUCAAGAAGAUGACCUUCGACAAUACGGAUGAACUUUACAAGAUAAAGACGCUUUACCCCGGAGCUGAGCUUUUCUUGCGAAUCUCUACAGACGACUCCUCAAGCUUGUGCCGUUUGAGUCUCAAAUUUGGAGCUGCUAUGGAUUCUACCGAGGAUCUUCUCGCUCUCGCAAAGGAGUUGAAUCUCAAUGUCGUUGGAGUCAGCUUCCACGUUGGCUCUGGCGCUUCUGAUCCUCUCGCAUUCUUGAAAGCUGUUCAGGACGCUCGCAAGGUCUUCGACCAAGCUGCUCGGUACGGCUUCUUUAUGCACACUCUCGACGUUGGUGGCGGCUUCUCCAGCGAGACCUUCGAAGUCAUGGCUGGUGUGCUCAGCGAGGCUCUGGACAAAUACAUUCCAGGACACGUCAGCGUCAUCGGCGAGCCGGGUCGCUACUACGUUGCCGCCGCUUUCACUUUGGCUUGUCACAUUAUCUCUCGUCGCACCAUUGAGCACUCAGGUAACGGCGAGAAGAGCUACAUGGUCUACUUGAAUGAUGGUCUCUACGGCAACUUUUCCAGCAUCAUGUUCGACCACCAAAACCCCAUCGCACAAGUCCUUCGCAGCGGUGAACGAACUUACUUCGACACCAGCGCUGCUCAAGAUUCUACUGAUGGCAUUGAGUACUCCAUCUGGGGUCCGACAUGCGAUGGCAUUGACCGCAUCGCUGAGAGCAUCCGCUUCGGCCAUACCCUCGAUGUCGGCGAUUGGCUCUACUUCGAAAACAUGGGUGCAUACACCAAGUGCUCUGCUACCAGAUUCAAUGGCUUUACCGAUGCUCACGAUGUCAUCUACGUUGCCAGCGAGCCAGGAGCAAAGGCGCUCCUGGGAAUGUAA